UCCUGUCUUCCUGGCUUUGCUAGCUGUUGAAACAGUGGAGCUUGCCUCGUGUGUGUGUGUGUGUGUGUGUGUGUGUGAGAUUGUGGGUGUGGGUAGUUUAACCUUUUUAUAUCUUAGCUGCCUGUAAACUCAGUGAUUGCUAGGUUCAGAUCAAACCUUGAACUUGUUUUUUUCCUGGCGCCAGGAGCCUUCCUGGGCUCCCCAUUCCCUGCCGGAACCACUGCCAUUUCCCAUGGUUACUCUACAACAGCUUCACUGGCUGAAAAUGAAAACUGAACAAAGGGAUUAAAUUGUGAGAACGACUGUCAAUCUAUUAUAUAUUUGUACAAUCUGGUAUUAAAAUGCUUUCCCCAAAAGAUAUUCUGCGAAAAGAUCUGAAGUUGGUCCAUGGUUGUCCCAUGACCUGUGCUUUUGUGAACAACUGGGAAAAAAUUGAACAGUUCCAUAGCAGACCAGAUGACAUUGUGAUAGCCACUUAUCCUAAAUCAGGUACUACUUGGGUUAGUGAAAUUACAGACAUGAUUCUAAAUGAUGGAGAUAUUGAAAAAUGUAAGCGAGGUUUUAUUACCGAAAAAGUUCCAAUGUUGGAAAUGACUCUCCCUGGAUUAAGAAUAUCAGGUAUAGAACAAUUAGAGAAGAAUCCAUCACCCCGGAUUGUGAAAACACAUCUACCAACUGAUCUUCUUCCUAAGUCUUUCUGGGAGAACAAUUGCAAGAUGAUUUAUCUGGCUCGUAAUGCCAAGGAUGUUUCAGUCUCAUAUUACCAUUUCGACUUAAUGAAUAAUUUACAACCUUUUCCUGGUACCUGGGAAGAAUAUCUGGACAAAUUCAUAACUGGAAAAGUGGCCUAUGGUUCCUGGUUUACUCAUGUUAAAAACUGGUGGAAAAAAAAGGAAGAACACCCAAUACUUUUCUUGUACUAUGAAGAUAUGAAAGAGAAUCCAAAGGAAGAAAUCAAGAAGAUCAUUAGAUUUCUAGGGAAGAACCUGAAUGAUGAGAUCUUGGAUAGGAUCAUCAAUCACACCUCAUUCGAAGUGAUGAAGGACAAUCCUUUGGUAAAUUAUACACAUCUACCAACUACAGUGAUGGAUCAUAGCAAAUCCCCUUUUAUGCGUAAAGGGACGGCUGGUGACUGGAAGAAUUACUUCACAGUGGCUCAAAAUGAGAAAUUUGAUGCAAUUUAUAAGACAGAAAUGUCCGAAACUGCACUUCAAUUCCGCAUAGAGAUUUCACGUGUCUAAAUCACAAAUCUGAAGAAAUAAGAGAUUGUCUGUAGUUGAUUGAAACGAGGGCAGUUAUGAAUUGAUUUGGGCAAUCAAAUGAAUUUAUGAAGCAGAACAAUAUGCUUUUAAUAUGUUGAUUCUUUUCAAUGUCAUUAAACAGAUCUCAAUUUUGUUCCUUUGAUUCUGAGGUUCCAAAUUCUCUAAGGCUAAAGUUCAUUGUUAACUUUUUGUAACAAAGGAACAGUGUAACCACAGGCUCUUCCUGCCUUUUUCUACACUAGAACUAAUAAGAAAGAAGGGAUUUAUUUUACUUAAUCUCCCAUAUAUUAUGAUUUAGAAUUAAGUUCCCCUCCCUAGUACCAUGGUCCAAGAAAUGCUGUUUUCAUAAUGAGACUGUAUUUCUUAACUCUGCCCCAAUUUCCCUUUGCUGAAAAUUUGACCCAGGACACUGUGUUCCACUGCUGUCUACCGAGUUUCAAGUUGUUCUCUGAGUCAUAGCUCAUCUUCCUGCAGUGCCUCUAUUUGGAUAACAUAGUUCAUGUCCCCGAUCGUGUAGUUAAGAUUUUGGAAAUGUUUUUUCUAUAUCGUGCCUAAUGUCUAAGUCUCCCAAAGGCAAACACCUACAAUAGUCUCUGUAGGAUUCUUUCCUGGGAACUGGGGCUUUGUUCUGAAAACCAACCCUGAGGGCUGUGACCUGCUUCCUAUGGCGAGUCCUCUUUUUCCCAACACACCCGUUUGAACUUCAGAGAAAUCACCUACUGCUGUGUUCUGGUCACCAUUUGGGAACUUCAGUUACUUAAUCUUAUGUUUGAAUAGAUAUGGAUACUUUAAUAGCACAUUUAAUACCCUAGACAUCAUCAUAACCUCUGUAGAAUAUUUCCCAGUCUGGUGCCCAAGGAGGACUCUCUAGACUGAAUCUCCACUCUGCCCUCCUGACCCAAUGUUCCUUCUACUUAUUAUUACGUGCUUAUGUCUAUUUGUUUGGUCUCUGAUCUAUGGUUUUUUUUUUUUUUUUUUUUGACAUUUGUUCAUCAACUCCAGCUUUGCAUUAGAAGUAGUUGUUUAUAUAUCCAUUUGCAACAAAGUAUUUUUCCUGAGAUCAGAUCACAAGUGCCACGUUAUAUGCCAAGCCAUGGUUCUCAAGCUGAAGGUAGAGUACCCUGGGCCCUUACUUGUUCUGAAAGGGGUGGUGAUGGUGGUUCAGACACAUUGCUAGACUUUCUGAGUCACAACUGAGGUAGCUAUGGCUUAUGGUAUUUUGACUUCACAGGUGAAUCUCUGCUGUCAGCCAGGAACAGCUAAAAUAGCUCCUUAAGCUGUAAUGUUUCUCUUUUCCAACUCCAGCAAAGGAUUUGUCUAAUGUUAACCACAAACCCUAUAGAAGUAGUACACCUAUUAUUCUGGAGAUAGUUGCUUCUAUAGAUUUAUUACAAUAUGUAUUAUAGAGUAUUUGAGUAUAUAAUUUGUGUUUGUUUUCCACAGAAACAUAUUUUAUAGUAGUUAAUCGUGACUAUCUAAAGGUAUUGUGAACUAGUUGCAGUUUUCUCCAAUACCCUUGUCCACAAGAAGUAAACUAAAAUCAUGUAUCUAUUUCCUCUAUUAUCUUUAUUAAAUAAUAAGUUAAUGUGGCCUGAAUAUAUAUGGAUUUCUGAUACUAUAGUCUAUUACUGGGGAAAAAACACCACUAAACUAUCCUCUACUCUGUGGAGUAGAUUAGCUACACUUUCUUCACUAGCAAGAUAAAAUAAUUUCCACUUUUUCUAGUUUUACUAUGUAGAAAUAAGUCUCUGUAAUUCGACUGUAUUCAACAACAACUUAGUGAGUUGUAAUUAUGCCUCAGGUAUGGUUCUAUGCACUGAGUGAAGAGUGGAGAUAAAAAUAGAAUUUAGAUUUUCCUGUACUUUUUUAAAUAGGUUGUUGCCUUUUAUAUAUUUAUUCUAUGAUGCAAAUGUCACUAUCCUAAUUCCUCAGUUUAUGUUCAACAUCACACAGUGGCACUUCUAUGACUCAAAUACAUUUGAUAUCCUUUGAAAUCAUUCAGAAUACUUCACAAUUAAUUUUUCUAAAACAAUGCUUUUAUCAUUAUUUCUCCUAUUGAAUCAUCAGUACAAUUUCCAAAUGAAAACACUUAAUCUCAUAUUACUAUCUUUCUCUAAUAGAACCAUGAUGUAAGGACAGUGAUAACAAAUAUCUGACAAUGAUAUGAUUAUUUCCUCAUCCAUGGAAAUUCUCCUUAAUCAACUAAAGGGCUAUUUUCUAAAAAGCCAAAGCAUUGCUUCCAAGAACUUUUCAUCAUGACAUGGAUAGACAUUCAGAUUCAGACACUCAAAGGAAAGUGUCAAGUGUUCCCUUUCACUCCACUCUAUUCUAUUGUGUUAUCUUCCUAAAUUAUUUUCUAUCCACAUUCUUCACUCCCUUUCCCAUUGACCCUAUGUUCUGUGUGAUAAAAAUUGCAUCAUUUGUGGCUUUUGAAGGUUAAGUUUUAUGCCCCAUUUCACCAUUAAUAAACAUACAACUCUACUCCAUAUUUUGGAACUCCUUUCAUACACAGAAAAAAAAAGUAAAAUUUCUUCAAAAUGCUUGAUAUUGAUGAUAUAUGGGAAAACAAUUAUUUGGUGCAGUGAUCUUCAGAUAACUGGGAAAGGCCAGGGCAAAAGGAGAGAUACUGGUGGUGAUCAAUGGACCCGUGUAUAAAUUGUUUUUCUUAUGUAAGCUAUCUUCACACAUGUUUUAUUAUGUAUGAUCAUUAGAACUGUUUUAUAUAUAUGUAAAAUUUCCACAUUAUUUAGGCAUUACUUUCAGCAGCGAAGUAAUCCUUUUUUAGCUGCCACUUAAUGAAUACAAUACAAUAUAAUUUAUUGUAUUUUGCUAUAGUAAACCUAUUGAUGACUAUUUGUGUGCCAUUAUGACAUUUAACUGGCUUAUAUUUUGAAAUCUCAUGUGUGUUUUUUGUGGCUAUUUUAAUUUUCCACCCUCAAAAUAUAGACGAGUAUCUUUGUAGUAGGAAAAUCAUAAAAAUUAACAGCUUCUUCCCUAGUUAAUAACCCUGCAUAUUAUUUUUGUGUAUGGAGCAGGGGAUAAAUCAGGAGGGUAUUUGAGGCAACACUGAAGACCAAGCAAUACAGAACAAAAGAUAAGAGCACAAAAUCUGUAAUUAUAAAGCCAUUUUAGAAUUAGGUCUUUGCCACUUUCUAGCCAUGAAAGCUUGAGCAAAUCACAACGUUUCUGUGCUCAAUUCCUUAUCUGUACGAUGUAGACAAUGAGUAUUUCUUGCAAAGAUGAAAUAAUGUAUAAAACAAUUAGAACAGUGCCUAGCAUACUUCAAUGUGCUCGUUUAAUAUUAGCUGCCAUGAAGGUAAUCACUGUGAAAAUCCUGAAAUUUUAUUUAUUUAAAUGGGAUUGAGGCUUCGGAUUUCUUGUUCCACACUGCUAGCUGGCUUCAAAAUGUACAGAUGUUUUGCAAAUUACUGGGAGGCAAGGAGGUUUCUGGCUUCAUUACUGUUUCCAUUGUUCUUUUGUUGUUUGCUACCAAGUUAAAUUUUUCACAUGUGUCAAGUACUCCUGCUUAAUGCAUUACUUUCAAGUACUUAAUAUUUUCAAUGUGUGUCAAUGAUCAUCGUUCAAUAGAAAAGCACAACACUGUAACGAUUGGAAUAACACUGCAAAUGAUGUAUAGGUUGUAAUAAUCCAGCUAUUGGAAAAAAUAAAGAUGAGUUACCUACUGUGACAUA
Molecule: messenger RNA, 4954 nt
Organism: Chlorocebus sabaeus (green monkey)
Lineage: Eukaryota; Metazoa; Chordata; Mammalia; Primates; Cercopithecidae
Gene: SULT1B1
Product: sulfotransferase family 1B member 1
Molecular function (GO): sulfotransferase activity
Source: RefSeq, a predicted model, not a curated record